Cryptococcus deneoformans JEC21 is the source of this 1233-nucleotide messenger RNA. RefSeq lists its product as hypothetical. NCBI's taxonomy places the organism in Eukaryota, Fungi, Basidiomycota, Tremellomycetes, Tremellales, Cryptococcaceae. The record is from RefSeq and is a predicted model, not a curated record. The transcript is spliced from 3 exons. Bases 17 to 880 code for a protein of 287 amino acids.
UUCCAUUUGAUCAGCUAUGUAUACUCACAACUCAAUCAAUGCGCCCCCUCCUCCAUACACUCCUUUGGCACCCCCUGGCCGACCGAGCGCCAAACCCUCCCUCGCCAAUUUACCUCUACACAUCGUCCAUCGCAUUCUUAUACUUACACUCGAUCAGAAGGCCACUCCCAGUAAAUUUUGGUCAGAUCCUGAUGAAGAAAGGGUCAGAAGGCUUUGGGGGAUGUUUAGAGGUCUCCGAGGGGUGAAUCGCGUUUUCUGGCUGGUGGCUACUUCAAUACUUAGAGCUCAUUACCUACCUUUCUACCUUGCCCUUGUUAAGCCGUCAUACUCCUCCGACCCCUUCCCGUUGGAAUCAUCCACCCUCGCUUCUCCAUCCCUAUCAAUCGAUCCCUCUAAUCUGGGUGACGUCUACGCAAUGAGAGGCCGUGAGACGGCGGUUCUCGACAAAUUCGUGGCUACAAGAGUAGGUGAGGAGCUCAGGCGGAUGGAAAGUGAACUCUCAGAAGGAAGUGAAGCCGAGAGAGACAUAUUUGGGAGACUACAGCCCUCUGCACGAAGCGAGGACCUCCUUUCCACACUCCCACAAACCCUCAUAACACCCACCACCCUCCUUCCAUCGCCCCCUUCUCCGAAGCGCGCUCUCCCUCUCCCACAAUCCCUAGUCAGUAUCAAUUUCACCCCGACUUGGGCCCAAUUAUACAUAAACGCCUCUCCUGUGGCGCUCACCAAGGUUGGUGGAGGACGGGAGAUGGUUGUGGAAGUCAGGAGGGUAGAUAGGGAGGGGAAUAUGAGAUCGUUGGAGGGGACGGUGAGGAUGAUUGGGGAAGCGUUGGAAGAUAUGAGGAGGGGGCUUGUGAAAUGGGGUGGGAGAGUAGGGUAAUAUGAAUUAGCUUAUUAAAGGCAAUACAGACACCGCGAACGACUGGAAGAUUUCGAGGAAAGGCCAUAAUCGUUCACAAAACGAAAUAUUUGACAGUAAGAAAUCAUUGUAUUUUACUGAUUUGAUGUAUACAUAGCUUCGUAUAACCAGAUGCGAUGGGCAGCAAUAAAACAAUGUGGAGCGAUAAUCGAGGAUCGAGAAAAGAGGAUGACAGAUAUUUUAUAAUUGAACAUGGCCGAAGUAGGUCAUAUCAACAACUCGCGAUGAGUAUCUGUUGGGAAAAAUUAUUAAGACGAGGCUGCGGGACAAACAACACUUGUUCUUUACGCUGCUCUUAUUUUCAGAAAAAGUAC